AUGACUAUGAACCAGGACACCAUCCGGAACAUCGUCGGAAUUUUUGGCAAUAUCAUCUCUUGUGGCUUGUUCUUGUCACCUCUGCCGACAUUUAUACAGAUCAUAAAAACUAAGGCUGUAGAGCAGUUUUCUCCGAUCCCCUACCUCGCGACGUUGCUCCAAUGCAUGCUUUGGCUUUUCUAUGGCCUCCCCUUCGUCCACCCCAACAGCCUUCUCAUCGUCACCAUCAAUGGUAUUGGAUUAGUUUUUGAGACCACAUACCUCUCCAUCUUCUUCGCCUAUGCUACGCGCGAAGGCAGAUUGAAAGUGCUCAAGAUAUUGGCAAUAGAGAUUCUCUUCAUGCUAGUGGUGGUAUUGCUGGUGCUCCUAUUAACCCACACGACAACCAAGAGGUCGUUCAUUGUGGGCAUUCUUUGUAUCAUCUUUGGAACUUGCAUGUAUGCCUCUCCUCUUGUAGUGAUGAAACUUGUGAUUCAGACAAAAAGCGUGGAAUACAUGCCCUUCACACUCUCUUUUGUCAGCUUCAUUAAUGCAGUUUGCUGGACCACCUAUGGUCUCCUCCCCUUUGACAUCAACGUCCUCGUUCCAAAUGGUUUGGGAGUCAUUCUUGCCUUUGCCCAACUGGUUCUCUAUGCUUGUUAUUAUAAAUCCACACCGAAAAAGGAAGACAACGCUGAGAUCGAGCUAUCUGUUUAA
Molecule: messenger RNA, 696 nt
Organism: Zingiber officinale
Lineage: Eukaryota; Viridiplantae; Streptophyta; Magnoliopsida; Zingiberales; Zingiberaceae
Product: bidirectional sugar transporter SWEET6b-like
Exons: 6
Coding region: 1-696 (231 amino acids)
Biological process (GO): carbohydrate transport
Cellular component (GO): membrane
Molecular function (GO): sugar transmembrane transporter activity
Source: RefSeq, a predicted model, not a curated record